Messenger RNA from Anthostomella pinea, 843 nucleotides. The record is from the annotation of a GenBank genome assembly. NCBI's taxonomy places the organism in Eukaryota, Fungi, Ascomycota, Sordariomycetes, Xylariales, Xylariaceae.
AUGUCGCGGCCAGAGGACACACUGUCCGCCGACAUCCACUACGAUGACACCGAAGCGCGAAAGUACACAACGUCAUCGCGAAUUCAGAACAUCCAAGCCUCGAUGACGCACCGCGCACUCGAGCUGCUAGACCUACCAGGGCCAUCCCUCAUCCUCGACGUCGGCUGCGGCAGCGGGUUAUCCGGCGAGAUCCUAUCCUCGAUACCACCGGAAGAAGGCGGCCCGCACGCGUGGAUUGGCAUGGAUGUGUCGGCUUCGAUGCUGGACAUCGCGCUGCAGCGGGAUGUCGAGGGUGACCUGAUGCUAGCGGACAUCGGGCAGGGCGUCCCCUUUCGCGCCGGCACCUUCGACGCCGCGGUCAGCAUCAGCGCCAUACAGUGGCUAUGCAAUGCCGAAAGCAGCGAGGAUUCGCCCACCGCACGGCUGUCGCGGUUCUUCGGGGGUCUGUAUGCGAGUCUGAAGAGAGGCGGACGCGCCGUCUGCCAGUUCUACCCCAAGAACGACGACCAGAAGAAGAUGAUCACGGGCGCGGCGGUCAAGGCUGGGUUCGGCGCCGGUCUGCUGGAGGACGACCCCGAGACGAAGAACGUGAAGGUCUACCUCGUGCUCACGGUCGGCGGCGGCGCGAUAGAGGGCAGCGGGGGCGACAUCACGGGCGUGGUUAGGGGCAUGGAAGGCGUGGAUGUCCUGGACGCGCGGCGGAACCAGAAGAGCGGCAAGGGCGAGAUCAAGAAGGGCAGCAAGGCGUGGAUCAUGAAGAAGAAGGACCAGAUGGAACGGAAGGGCAAGGUCGUCAAGGCGACGUCCAAAUACACGGGACGGAAGAGACGGACUGCGUGGUGA